This is a messenger RNA of Oncorhynchus nerka (sockeye salmon), 354 nucleotides long. It is a transcript of the gene gall, whose product is annotated as galanin-like. Gene Ontology annotation, biological process: neuropeptide signaling pathway. Gene Ontology annotation, molecular function: neuropeptide hormone activity; galanin receptor binding. Lineage: Eukaryota; Metazoa; Chordata; Actinopteri; Salmoniformes; Salmonidae. Bases 1 to 354 code for a protein of 117 amino acids. The transcript is spliced from 5 exons. The record is from RefSeq and is a predicted model, not a curated record. Gene Ontology annotation, cellular component: extracellular region; secretory granule.
AUGCAAAGACGUAAUACCAUUCUGUGUGCAUUUCUUGUCCUCUUUGGACAACUGUCUGAAUCCAGUGGAAUUUCAUUAAUGGGUUCAGAAAAGAGAGGUUGGACACUGAAUAGUGCAGGAUACCUCCUUGGGCCCUAUGCACAACGAACGCUGACUGUGAGACAUAGACCCCUACUGGGCAAAAGGAGUGUUUGGGAAGAUGAUGUGAAAACAUUCCAAAACAGUGAAUACAAGUCUGUCAUCGAUGACGCCUACGUUCAAGCUUUUCUGGACUUCAUUACUUACUUACGUCUGAAAGAGAUUGGAGAGAUGGAGGAUUUGAGCACCCAUUAUCUUGCAGAAACGAAGUCAUAA